AUGUAUCAACAAUUGUGCAAUGAACACGAGCUAUUAUUAGAUCUAUAUGGAUCUGAAGAAUCAUUUCAUGUUUACCGUGGGCAACCGGAUGCAGAUAUUCAAUCAAUUCUAUUUGAUAUUGAAGUUAAAAAUGAAAAUGAUUCAAAAUUCCAGCGAAAACCAUUUGCUGAUGUAAAUGACAUUUGUUAUGAUUCAUCACAGUAUUUUUGGAUUUUCAAAAUAUCUGUUAUUAAUGAAAUUGAAUAUAGUUCAUCAGGAAUUAUUGAGGAAUAUAAAUUUCUACUUGCAUCGAAAUCUAUUGAAACCAAACUUCUUCAAAUGGACAAUUUUUUAUAUGAAUAUGAAAGUUCAGAUUAUAAUAUAUUACAUAAAUCCAAGGCAGAACAAUGCUACAAUGCUCUGUUAAAUGUGAUAUCACCAUCCAAUACCUUAUUUCUUACUUGCAAUGGUGGUCUAGCAUGGGAUACAUUAAAAACAUUAAUUAAACUGUCUGGUAUAAAAGAGCCUGAAAAUAUUUAUAUAAUUAACACUUUUGGUAUUGUAGCUAAUACUGGUACUAAAAAUUGUUGGUUGAAACUUGCUCAAGGACGCUGUACCAUACACAAUAUACAUGAAGAAAUAAAUAAUACAAAAGCAUUCCUUGAUAUCACUUUAAAAGAUUUACCAGUCAAUUAUUAUGCGAUUGCUCUUGGUUAUGAAAAGUUAGGUCGAGUUUGUACAUCAAAUAACGAAAUGCUUAAAAUGGACAACGGUUUUGAGUUAGCAGUCGAAUGUUACAAUAUGUCAGCUGGGGUAUACUAA
Rotaria socialis is the source of this 801-nucleotide messenger RNA. NCBI's taxonomy places the organism in Eukaryota, Metazoa, Rotifera, Eurotatoria, Philodinida, Philodinidae. The record is from the annotation of a GenBank genome assembly.